CUCUUGACUUUUCCGUCCAUCUCAGCUCGGCGUCACUACCACCAUCCUUUUUAACCAGGACAACAUGGCUACUGCAGCGAGCCGUUACUACAGCGAAGACGGCAGGGCAACGAAACGACAGAAAACCGACGGAAUGGCCACGGGAUAUGAAGAUCCUCACAAAACCCUUCCAUCUGUGGUGGUGCACGUCCGGGGACUUGUGGACGGUGUUACCGAGGCGGACCUUGUAGAGGCUUUACAAGAAUUCGGGACAAUCAGUUAUGUUGUGGUAAUGCCCAAGAAGCGCCAGGCACUGGUUGAAUACGAGGAUAUGAAUGGGUCAUCCACAGCUGUAACUUAUGCUGCAGACAACCAGGUUUACAUCGCAGGCCACCCGGCCUUUAUCAACUACUCCACGAGCCAGAAGAUCUCCAGGCCGGGAGACUCUGACGACUCCAGAAGUGUCAACAAUGUUCUUCUGCUCACCAUCAUGAACCCCAUCUACCCCAUAACCACGGAUGUUCUCUACACCAUCUGCAACAACUGUGGGCCUGUUCAGAGAAUCGUCAUCUUCAGGAAGAACGGAGUCCAGGCCAUGGUUGAAUUCGACUCUGUGCAAAGCGCCCAGCGAGCGAAAGCAUCACUCAAUGGAGCCGACAUCUACUCUGGCUGCUGCACGCUGAAGAUCGAGUAUGCCAAGCCGACUCGUCUGAAUGUGUUCAAGAAUGACCAGGACACCUGGGACUACACAAACCCCAACCUCGGAGGCCCAGAUGGUGACGCAGAUGGCAAUGGCAGCAAUUCAGACGACGUGAACGCCAACCCAAACAAGCGCCAGAGACAGCCCGCUCUGCUCGGCGACCAUCCUCCAGAGUACGGCGGUGGUUACCAUGGCUACGACGAGAGCUACGGGUCCCCACCCUACGAGGGCCGUCGCAUCGGGCCACCGAUGAGAGGCCGCGGUGGUAGAAGUUACGGGCCAGGGUACGGACCUCCCCCUCCUCCUCCCGGCGAGUACGGUGGCCACGCCGAGUCCCCGGUGGUCAUGUUGUACGGACUGGACCCCGCAAAGAUGAAUGCCGACCGGGUCUUCAACAUCUUUUGCCUCUAUGGAAAUGUAGAGCGGGUGAAGUUCAUGAAGACUAAGCCCGGGGCCGCCAUGGUGGAAAUGGGAGACUGUUAUGCGGUGGACCGUGCUAUCAACAACCUGAACAACAACUUUCUCUUUGGACAGAGAAUGAAUGUGUGUGUGUCCAAGCAGCAGGCCAUUGUACCCGGUCAGUGCUACGAGCUGGAAGACGGAACGAGCAGUUUCAAGGACUUCCACGGAUCCAGGAACAACCGCUUCACGUCCCCGGAGCAGGCGGCCAAAAACCGCAUUCAGCACCCCAGCAACGUGUUGCACUUCUUUAACGCCCAGCCAGACGUCACACCUGAGAUUUUCUCCCAGAUCUGUGAAGAGAUCGGGGUCAAGAACCCCGUCAACGUCAAAAUGUUCACAGGAAAGAGUGGUGCGGCGCCCAGUGACCGCAGUGCGUCAGGUCUGCUAGAGUGGGAGUCCAUCAAUGAUGCCAUGGAGGCCCUGGCCUUGAUGAACCACUACCAGAUGAAAAACGCAUGUAUGUAUACAACCCAGGAAUGUACUGCUGCUUCUGAAGAGCAGGAAAUCCCAACGAUAACUGAGGAGGAAGGCAACCAUGUGACCUUUGAAACAGUGAAAAAAGCUGUGCCUAGAUCUGGUCCGUACCCCUACACCCUCAAACUGUGCUUCUCCACCGUUCAGCACGCCAACUGAGCGCGCCCCUGAAGCCAGGGAGACGACGACGAAGAAGAUUGGUCCGCCAUUCCCAAGUUCACAUGUACUUAGCGACGCACCUGGGGGAAAUUAAUUUCAAACACGCCUCAAUAUGUUAAAAUAUAUCUCCUCAUACUUGUGUUUAGAGUUUUACCACAAUCAUAACAAAGCCCGAUCCGUCAUUGGACAUGUUUGGAUAUUUAUGCCCCAGAUGUGGUUUAAAGUACGAGUACCUGUGUCUUCAAUAUUCAGUUUUUAUUUCUUUUUGUAUUCUGCUUCUACAGAAACCGGACGUGUGAGAAAAGCCUGUUUGGAGAGAGUUGAUUUUAUGCUCAGGUGGUUCAGUGGCCACGCUCGUCGUGGUUUUGUAAAAGAUUUUUUUGUCUUUUUUGAACUUUUAAUGGCUCUCUCUUUAUUAUUUUUCUGUUGUGUUUAUUUUUAAUUGCUUCAUUUUAAGUUCUGUGUCUCCGUGUCUGAUACGCAGUUGGAUCGUUUUGUUCUAAGAAAAUAAAAAAAAAAUCAAUUUCA
Molecule: messenger RNA, 2302 nt
Organism: Labrus bergylta (ballan wrasse)
Lineage: Eukaryota; Metazoa; Chordata; Actinopteri; Labriformes; Labridae
Product: heterogeneous nuclear ribonucleoprotein L
Biological process (GO): mRNA processing; regulation of RNA splicing
Cellular component (GO): nucleus
Molecular function (GO): mRNA binding
Source: RefSeq, a predicted model, not a curated record